Aplosporella prunicola CBS 121167 is the source of this 803-nucleotide messenger RNA. RefSeq lists its product as uncharacterized. The coding region runs from base 119 to 469 and encodes 116 amino acids. The transcript has 3 exons. The record is from RefSeq and is a predicted model, not a curated record. NCBI's taxonomy places the organism in Eukaryota, Fungi, Ascomycota, Dothideomycetes, Botryosphaeriales, Aplosporellaceae.
CGCUACAAAAGCCGCCAGACCGCAACCCCGUCCAAGCACCAUCCGCCAUCGCAUCCAUCAACUUACUCCACCACGCAUUCAUCGCUUCAACCACUACUACCUUCCACAAACCAGCGCAAUGUCUGCAAGCGUCCUCUCCGACCGGGACACUAACGCCCCCAUGAAGGCCACCAAUGUCGACGAUGGCAAGCCUAAGUCAAUGGAGUACCACCGCCAGAUGCUCGAAUCAAAGAUGAAGAACGGCCAGAUGGAAGAACAAACCUACGUUUCCCCCUCCGAUGGAAUCCAGUCCCCGGCCACCCAGAAGCUCGCCGCCUUCAAGACCAAGCACGGUCUCAAGAAGGCCAAGCCUCAAUCCCUCUUCGGCAAGAUGGCCUCGAGGAACAUGGGGAACAGCGGUGCCCCCAUGUUCGCCGACAUUCCCCAAAACAAGCAAACCAACUCGGCUGCCGUCAACCAGAGCUCAUAGGGACGCCCGUAAUACCCGUUCCGUUUGCGGGGACGGUUUUGGAUGUGAUUUUGUCCAAGGCUGUCCAGCGGACUGCGGCGGUCGCCGGCUGACGAAACACGAUCGGGCGACCACCGACAGAGCUUCUUCAUGUAUUCUACUACCGGAUUGGUUUGGAUUUGAUGAUGGGGUGGUUACGGCGCUUUGAUACCCGGAGAGGUUAUUCGGGGGAUCGGGACAACGGUCACUACGGUUUCCUUGGUUUACUAAUUGGCGUUUCAUUCGGAAAAGCCCAGAAUACUAUAGAGGCACGGCUGGGAUAGGAUAUUCAGAAUAAAGUGCUUUUUCUUCGCUU